AAAUGAAUAGUAUUGAUUUUUCGUUUGACAAGUCGGCGGAAAACAUCGUCUGUUUUCUAAUCGUAAAUGGAUUAAAAUAAUUCGAAUUCUUUGAGAAUUUUUUAUUCGAAUUGUGUUUAAACUACAAUAUGAGUGAAUUAAGGCACCGAGGUGGCGAAGGUGAUAGAAACGAUAAAGCGGAGACCGCUGGAGAAUCUGACCAUGUUGAUUCGGAGGAAGAAAAGGUAUUGGAAGAGAAAUAUGUAGACGAUUUGGCGAAGAACCUUCCCCAAGGAACGGAUAAGACCCCUGAAAUUCUGGACUCUGCUCUUUCGGGCCUGUCUUCGAGAUGGCGGAACUGGGUGAUCCGUGGCAUCUUUACUUGGCUUAUGAUCGGAGCCUUUUGUCUUCUCAUCUAUGGGGGUCCUCUUGCAUUGAUGAUUACGGUGCUCUGCGUUCAAGUGAAAUGUUUCGAGGAGAUCAUCAACAUCGGCUACGCGGUGUACCGGGUUCACGGGCUGCCGUGGUUCCGCUCGCUCUCCUGGUACUUCCUGCUGACGUCCAACUACUUCUUCUACGGAGAGAACCUCAUCGACUACUUCGGAGUUGUGAUUAAUAGGACGGACUACCUCCACUUCCUGGUGACGUACCACCGCUUCAUUUCGUUCAGCUUGUACUGCGUGGGCUUCGUCUGGUUCGUGCUGUCGCUCGUGAAGCGCUACUACAUGCGGCAGUUCAGCCUGUUCGCGUGGACCCACGUGGCGCUGCUCAUCGUGGUCACGCAGAGCUACCUCAUCAUACAGAACAUAUUUGAAGGCCUAAUCUGGUUCAUAGUGCCAGUAUCCAUGAUCAUUUGCAACGAUGUGAUGGCAUACGUGUUCGGUUUCUUCUUCGGCAAGACGCCGCUCAUCAAGCUCAGCCCCAAGAAGACGUGGGAGGGCUUCAUUGGAGGCGGGUUCUCCACUGUUGUUUUCGGACUUGUGCUAUCGUACAUGAUGUCCCAAUACCCGUACCUGGUGUGCCCGAUCGAGUACUCGGACUCGCUGGGCCGCAUGACGAUGGACUGCGAGCCCUCGCCGCUGUUCCGCCUGCAAGAAUACACGCCGCCGCAGUUCGCGCAGCCUCUGAUGAAAAUCUUCGGCAUGGAAAAACUCAACAUAUACCCGUUCAUGAUCCACUCCCUCGCGCUGAGCAUAUUCAGUUCUGUCAUCGGACCGUUUGGAGGGUUCUUCGCAUCUGGGUUCAAGCGAGCUUUCAAGAUUAAGGACUUUGGCGACGUGAUCCCCGGGCACGGCGGCAUCAUGGACCGCUUCGACUGCCAGUUCCUCAUGGCCACGUUCGUCAACGUCUACAUCACCAGCUUCAUCCGCACCGCCACGCCCCAGAAACUGCUGCAGCAGGUAUACAACUUAAAACCGGAGCAGCAGCUGCAACUGUUCUACGCGCUGAAGGAGUCGCUGGAGAACAGGAACAUCCUCAACAUGGUGCCGUAAGGCGGUAGGCUCGCAAGGUAUACCAGUUAGUACUAUUUGCUUACGAACACAGCACACUGUACUGAGUUGAACACCUACGCGGUUUUCUAAAGCGUAUUAAAGGAGUUUUUUUGUUUUCUUAAAGACGAAGUUGUGCUUUGAACUUGUUUUUUUUUUAGUAGUCUUCCAGCAUUCUUUUCUGCUAACAUUUUUGAGCCAAUUUACAUGGCGCGCUAAAGUUAAAUUAGGUAAUUUAUUUAUCUAUUAGUUUUGUUAAUUACGCGAGGGUUUUUCAACGAGUGCAAAACUGAUUGGAAGGGAACAUAUCCGGCUAUGUACGGUCGAGGAAUUUGAUUCUUUUGCAAUUUGCGGUUCAAGUAAAUUUGGUUGUUCAUACUCAUGCUACGAGCUGUCCAAUGUAAAGUGAACCGGGAACUGCAAAUGAAUCAAUUUUCUCAGCCCAAUUUUUUCGAGAGGAUAGCAUACAUUUUUUUCUAGUCUCAAAAUUGUAAAUUCAUUUGCCUUGGACAAAUACAUUGCGUAAAAUUGUUGACCAAAAUUGUUUUAACGCAGACUUGGCAAGGCAUGCGAUACAUACAUUUAGUUAAAUAAAAGUAUAUGUAUAAUAUUGGCUCUCCUAAAGUAUAUGAUAAAUCGAUAAAAAUGAUAAAAAAGAUUAGAAUUAAUUCUAGAUUUAAUAGAAAAUAUUAUUGUUAAGCCUUGACACAUACUACCUAUCCUAUUUAUCUUAUGUGUUAUCAAAUUAUACGCGGCCCCACUUAAUAUAAAAAAUUAAACAUUGGAAGGCAAUGUCGCCUUAAGGGUCUAAAUGUAAUUUGUUGUUACGUUCGGUUCGUUUAACACUGCAGUAUUAUUACGGUAAAACCAAUUCUAUCACUUCAUUGAUGCAAUACCUCGAUCCUUAUAAAUCUUAUGAUGAACGUCACAAAGACACGUGUAACUAUAAUAAAUCCGCAUGUUGGUAAUUGUAACACUGGCUAGUUUAUAUCAAUGAACCUAACAAUAUGGUUAUGUUUUGAUAUAUCAACUGCGAGUUAAAGGCAUUCCCCUUAUUCAUAAACGUGUACUAAAGUUACGAUGCCGCUAAUAAUCGUUUGCCCCUUUCCGACGUAUUGAUAUGAUGGAAAGGGACAAACGGUUAUUAGCGGCAUCGUAACUUUAGUACACGUUUAUGAAUAAGGGGGUUUGUCUUUGUUUGAUUCCAUAAUAUUUAUAUUCCAUUUUAUAAUAUUUGCUACAUACACUGUGGCAUUCCAUUUUGUGGCAAUAGGCGCUGAAAAGCGUGAAACGUUACCUGUGUUAUUCUAAAAAAAAUGUGCUAUCGUUGAACUACAGAUAUUUUAGUAUGUUAUCGGAUUGGAUAAGAAUAUCAUUGUAAUUCAUAAUCAUACACUGUACAGAAAAUACUCCUGCCUCCAAAUAAAUCACAGCAAUAUUCAUAUCCGCCAUCGAAAUAUAUAAUAGAUUUAAAAAAUUACUCUAAAGUCUAUAUGUUGUCUCGAAAUAUAAUUUUAAGGUGUACUAAAAAUAAUAGGUAAAUUAUUAUAAAUAUGUGUAUUAUAAGUAGUUAUUAUUUACACAUUUCUGAUCUUGAAAUUGUUAGCUUUUCUGGAUACAGUAGUAUGCAAUUUUUUUUAUCAUUACAUUAUCCUGCUUAUAUGUUAUUUUAACGCAUUCACUGCCAGCAACCCGCCAGGCGGGCACUCAGUCCGUAGUCGCUUUUCGCUACAUACGGGUUUUCACAUGUUAACGGCGACGCUCGUAGUGCGUCGCACUCGCUGGCACUGAAUGUGUUAACAAGGAUAGCAACUGAUGGAGGACGGUAUUUUUACCAAUCAAGAUGUAUUUGACAGCAGGCGUUGAUCAUAUUGUUAUAUUAUUAGUUCCUUAAAUUUUUUGGUAAUUGGAUAAGACAGGGAAGCUUUGCAUUUGUUUCUUCGCUGACUGAUAUUUGAUAUGACUGCAUAUGUGCUAAACUUUUUGAACCUUUACCUGAAGUUAGCAUACUGAGUUUAAUACUAGAGGUUCCGUCUCUCAUAAAAAUACUUAGAAAAUGUAUUUGUGGUUGCUUGCAUCUUAUUACCAUUACUCUUUAGAUAUAUUUUGCAAUGACUGGUUGAAUUAAACUCAAGACAUAUUUUCUAAAAAUAACCGAAAAGAAAUCAUCACCAUUCCUAUAUUAAUAUUUAGUAUGCUAACGGACUUUGACUUUCUUUGACAACAUUUACAAAACAUAAAUUCUGAAUUAUAUAUAUUAAUAUUAAUCGGUAUUGGAAUUAGGUUAUUGGUGGAGAUGGUUAAGGUAUAAUUUUAAUUGCAUAUUGUUAGUAAAUUACUUUCGUUUUUCUUAGGACUUUUUGGUGUUAUGAUAUGAAUAAGUUACACUCAUGUUUCUCAAAUAUAUUGUUAAGUCUUAAGAUGUAUUUAAUUAAAAAUGCAAUCCUAUUAUAAUGUUAUAAUAUGACUAUGUCUCAAAGCAGUACUGAUAUAAAAAUAUAUAUGGACCUUUAUUGGUAAUACGAUCUUUAGCAAUUAUAAUUUCAUUUGGGUACUUUACCUUAGAGAUAGUGAAAUGAUUGUUUUCGAUAUAAAUAAUGUCGUCGACAAUAAGUUGUCAUUGUAUUUUUUUUUGUAUUUUUUAAAGGUGUUAGAAAUACACCAAGGGUCUCCAUAAAGGGUUGAAUAGUGAAUUAAUCGUUAUGCGAGGAUAAUUCCGCAGAAACACUGGCGAUGACGCCAAUAACCGUCUAAGUUAGCCAGUAGCGUGCAGUAAAAUGAAGAUACGACGUCAAUUUAUACAGCUAUCAUAUCAAUACAUUUUAUUUUACCUCUGAAAUUACAUGUAUAUUAUAAAAUGUACUGACAAAUACUGUUAAAAGAUUGACUUUUAUCCUCCUUUUACUAUUUUCAAAACAUUAAUUAUUGUUUAAGCUAUUUUCAGAAGUCUUCGGUUGCGAGUGAUUACCAGCAAACGUUAUAGACGUAGUCGCUGUAGCCUUUAGGUAGUAACUCGGGCUUGUUUUAGUAAAUUUGAUAUAUAAUUGUUUCUCGCCGAGAGGUAGACUGUUAAGUUUGGUGAUGUUAUUGUGAUUUUACGUUAUGUUGAGUUUUUCUUAUUUUCGCUAGCUGUUUAGAUGUGUGUGUAGUCGUUAUGUAAGCUAACCUAUGGAAAACUAUAAAAUGAGGAUAUGCACACUCAUAUCUUCAUAAAUGCAUAAUAUUUUUAAAAGUUUUCCAUAUACUAAUAAAAUAUUUAUUUGGCUUUUGCUUCACUCAUUUUGUGCAAGUUAUAUUAAAUGGUUAAGUAAUAUUAGUAUGGAAUGUACCUGCGAGUAUAUUCGUUAUAUAGACAAGGGUGUUAGAAUAUGUUUCCGCUUUGAAUGAGAAAUUAUUCUGAUACACAAUACAUAGGUAUGUGUUGCAUUUUUUCUCGAUGUAUACCAGAAGUAACAUUGUAGGGUCAUUCUCAAAAAAUAUAUCUGCGGUCUAAUUGCCGCGACAUAUACAAAAUGUACGAAAAGAGUCAUGGUAGACGCAACCGCAGGCAUAUAUUCAGAGAAUGACCCUAUAAUUAUUUCUUUUUUUAUUGUACCUAGUAUAAUUAUCUAAUUUUAUUUUUCUCAAAAUGUAAAAAGGAUUUUACUCAUACUCACCUAUUUUUUAUUAUUUUAGCGUAUUCAGAAUCAAAUAUAUGUAGUUGUGGUAUCAUGGCAUACAUAGUUUUUAGAUUUUAAUGUUGGAUUGAUAACGAUGUAUUUGUUAAGUAAUUAGGUGUCUCCAUACGGGUUCAGAGUAUUUAUAGUAUUUGUGGAACUAUCUCGUUCUAUAAAUGGUAAAUUUUUAUUGUCAGGAUACAUUAAGUACCUAUCACUUAAUAUUUUGAUACAAGUUAUGCCUUAAUUUGUCGUAAGUAUAAAAACCAUCCGCUCCGAACCAGAUAUAAAAAAUAGCUCCUAACAAACCAGUAAAAUUGUGCGUCCAUCAAAAAUUAUGACGGACGCGGAUUAGCAAAGUAAUAUACAACAAUAACACAACAAACAACAACAUAAUAAUAACACAACAACAACAUAACAUAAACAACAACACCUUAAAUCCAUACAGGACCUUAAAUCGAUUAAGACCUAACAAGACUUAAACCGUGUCUUAGUGGUUGAACAUUUGCUUCCAUUCAGAGCCUAGAACACAUAUAAACAUUUUGUUAACUUUCAACCGGAGCUUUGCAACUGCAAGUUCAAUGCUACAAUGUUGUUUGAACGCUUAAACAUGCGUUUAGGGCACUGAACGAAGUCGGCACCAGGUCAAAGAUCUACAAAAUUGGCCGUUAAAAUACUCGAUUCUGAACCGUAAUUCUUUUGUAGGUGCGUUUUAUUUAAUAUAUUUCGCAAAAAUGUUGACACUGUCCACUGGGAGUUUUCGCCGCCAUUGAUUUGAUAUAAAGUCAGUACAUAUCGUGCCCCACAAGCCAUGACUUGAUAAGUUAUACGUGUUGGCUACGUGCAAUUUGUGGCUGGACGUUGAUGUCACUCAAUUACUUUAACUUUAUUGACGUGGCGGCGAAAAGGUUAAAAAAGCGGUCAAACCUAAUUUACCCUAAUUUAUUAAUUCGAAUUACAUAUUAACAGAUAAAUCUCGAACGAAUUAAUGGGAAUUAUAAUAAUAAGUAAAUUAUAUUAAAUGUUAUAAGGUCACUUGUAAGUCUAUUGUAAACUUAUUAUACUGAUGUAAUUGGUGUCUGUCUGUGUAGUUUAGACAUUAAAUUAUUUAUUGUUUGUCUUUAUUGUAUUGCGAUGAAGCAAAUAAAUGGAUUCCUUAAA
Molecule: messenger RNA, 6286 nt
Organism: Cydia pomonella (codling moth)
Lineage: Eukaryota; Metazoa; Arthropoda; Insecta; Lepidoptera; Tortricidae
Gene: Cds
Product: phosphatidate cytidylyltransferase, photoreceptor-specific
Exons: 10
Coding region: 129-1472 (447 amino acids)
Cellular component (GO): endoplasmic reticulum membrane
Molecular function (GO): phosphatidate cytidylyltransferase activity
Source: RefSeq, a predicted model, not a curated record